AUGCCGGCCCCAGCGCGCAAGCGUGCUCGCAAGGAGACGCCGGAGGCAGAACAGCCAGUACCCGAAGCAUCAACCUCUGCGUCCGCGUCCGCGCCACACCUCGUCUCCUUCCUGACCGGGUAUGCGGAGCGUGCAGACGAGUCGGGAUCUGACGACGAAGGGUCGGACAGUGCGUCAGAGGGGGAGGCUGACGAGCCCGAUGAGCUGGACGACGAGGACGAGACGCCACACACGCCAUCGAAGCGUGUCGGGCUGGUCGGUACGCCGAGUCGGCGGAAGCGAGGAUCAGCAGCCACCACCCCACGCAAGCCGCGCACGCCUGGGACAGCGCGCAAGACCAAACCCGUCCUCCAGCCCGGAGACGAUGGAUACAUCCGGCCGUCGCGAGCUGAUGCGUACUUUAUGGCGGCGUCACGUGGAGCCCAGACGAGCGGACGCUCGUACGCUUCCCUCGCGGCACCCCUCUCGCAGGCCGAGUAUGAGGCGACGGCUGUCGGUGCGCGCGGUGCGACGAGUCGUGUCCAGACAACGAUGGAGGUCACUGAGGCGUACUUUCCCCAGUGGGAGGCCGAGCUCGAGGCCGGUUUCAACCUCCUCCUGUACGGGUUUGGGUCAAAACGACGCCUUGUCAACCGCUUCGUCUCCCGACUCGGGGAGCGCGGGCACUGCUCCGUCGUGAACGGUUACUUUCCGGGCCUGAACCUCCGCGAUGUCCUCUCUUCGCUCGAAGACAACCUCGGUAUCCCCGAUUCUCCCGCCCCACCAGGGGCGACGCCGCUCGAACGUGCCGCUCACCGCGUCUACACUCACUUCUCGGCCGAAGGGGCUCGCCCUCUCUUCCUGGUGCUGCACAACAUUGACGCCCCCGCCCUCAAGGCGACCAAGGCUAUGGCGGUCCUCAGUCUCCUCGCGUGCUCGCCAGGUAUCCAUAUCAUCGCGACGUUUGACCACGUCAACACUCCGCUUCUCUUCUCGGCCACGGCUACGGCGACCCCGCCCCAUCCCUGGCGGAAACAGCGCACACGGCAUAAGGGGGACGAGUAUAUCCCCGUCCCAGCAUCGCGCGGCUUCAAUUGGGUGUACCACUCGAUCGCGACAUACGAUGACUACGACGUCGAGCUGUCGUACGCUCGUCUGAGCGCAAGUGCACUCGGAGCGCUUGGCCAGGGUGGACAAGCAGGCGUGAGCGAGGAGGGCGCACUGCAGAUCCUGCGUUCCGUGCCUCCCAUGGCAGCGCGUCUACUCAAGCUCAUUUUAUCACGCCAACUCGGCGCCCUUCCCUCUGACCCAGCCAUGCACGUUGCCCAACCGCCAGCCGCCAUUGCCCCACCAUUCGCAAUGGACGUCGACCUCCUCCAGAAGACGGCUCGCGACCGUUUUAUCGCCCGUGAGGAGGACCGGUUCAAUGCCCUCCUCGGCGAGUUCCGCGAUCACGGACUCGUUGUCGUCGCAGAACUCGAUCCUGACGGGCGUACUGGCCGUUGGGCGUGGGUCCCCCUCGGCAAGAGCGCCAUCGAGCGCAUUCUCGAUGAGAUGAAGGAUGUUGAGGCGUAG
Messenger RNA from Cutaneotrichosporon cavernicola, 1554 nucleotides. RefSeq lists its product as uncharacterized. NCBI's taxonomy places the organism in Eukaryota, Fungi, Basidiomycota, Tremellomycetes, Trichosporonales, Trichosporonaceae. The record is from RefSeq and is a predicted model, not a curated record. Gene Ontology annotation, molecular function: DNA replication origin binding. Gene Ontology annotation, biological process: DNA replication. Gene Ontology annotation, cellular component: nuclear origin of replication recognition complex; nucleus. The transcript has a single exon. The coding region runs from base 1 to 1554 and encodes 517 amino acids.